Messenger RNA from Phacochoerus africanus (Common warthog), 1590 nucleotides. RefSeq names its product UDP-glucuronosyltransferase 2B31-like. The record is from RefSeq and is a predicted model, not a curated record. The transcript is spliced from 6 exons. NCBI's taxonomy places the organism in Eukaryota, Metazoa, Chordata, Mammalia, Artiodactyla, Suidae. Gene Ontology annotation, molecular function: UDP-glycosyltransferase activity. The coding region runs from base 4 to 1590 and encodes 528 amino acids.
AAGAUGUCUCUGAAAUGGCUCUCACUUCUGCUGCUACAGCUGAUCUGCUACUUUAGCUCUGGGAGGUGUGGAAAGGUGCUGGUGUGGCCACUGGAAUAUAGUCACUGGAUGAAUAUGAAGACAAUUCUGGAUGAACUUGUUACCAGGGGUCAUGAGGUGACUGUUCUCGUAUCUCCAGCUGCCAUUCUUGUUGAUCCCAACAAAUCACCUACUAUUAAAUUUGAGAGUUUCCCUGCAUCUGUAACUAAAGAUGAUUUUGAGAAUGUCUUAAAGCGUUUUCUUGAUCUAUGGACAAACAUGGCAAAAGAUUCAUUUUGGACAUAUUUUUCAACAGUGGAAAGUCUCUUUUGGGAACUUUCUGAUAUUACUAUGCAGAUCUGUAAAGAAGCGGUUUCGAACAACAAACUUAUGACAAAACUACAGAAAUCAAAGUUUGAUGUGGUUCUUGCAGAUGCCAUCGGACCUUGUGGUGAGCUGGUGGCUGAGAUACUGAACAUACCUCUGGUGUACAGCUUCCGCUUCUCUCCUGGCUAUUUUUUUGAGAAGUACAGUGGAAAACUUCCAGUUCCACCAUCCUAUGUACCAGUUAUUAUGUCAGAACUAAGUGAUCACAUGACAUUCAUGGAGAGGGUAAAAAAUAUGAUAUAUGUACUUUAUUUUGACUUUUGGUUCCGGAUACUUAAUGAGAAGAAGUGGAAUCAAUUUUACAGUGAAACACUAGGAAGACCCACUACAUUAGUAGAGACAGUAGGGAAAGCUGAAAUGUGGCUCAUUAGAACCUACUGGGAUUUUGAAUUUUCUCGUCCACUGCUACCAAAUUUUGAGUUUGUUGGAGGCCUCCACUGCAAACCUGCCAAACCCCUGCCUAAGGAAAUUGAAGAGUUUGUUCAGAGCUCUGGAGAACAUGGUAUUGUGGUGUUUACUUUGGGGUCAAUGAUCAGUAACCUGACAGAAGAAAGAGCCAAUACGAUUGCAUCAGCCCUUGCCCAGAUUCCACAAAAGGUUCUGUGGAGGUACGAUGGCAAGAAACCAGAUACCUUAGGAUCUAAUACUCGGUUGUAUAAGUGGAUGCCCCAGAAUGACCUUCUUGGUCAUCCCAAAACCAAGGCUUUUAUAACUCAUGGUGGCACCAAUGGCAUUUAUGAGGCCAUCUACCAUGGGGUCCCUAUGGUGGGCAUUCCCCUGUUUGCUGAUCAGCCUGAUAACAUCGCUCACAUGACAGCCAAGGGAGCGGCUGUCAGAUUGGACUUGGAAAAAAUGUCAAGAACGGAUUUGGUCAAUGCCUUGAAGCAAGUCAUUAAUAAUCCUUCCUACAAAGAGAAUGCAAUGUGGUUAUCAACCAUUCAACAUGAUCAACCUGUAAAGCCCCUGGACCGAGCAGUCUUCUGGAUUGAGUUUGUCAUGCGCCACAAAGGAGCCAAGCACCUGCGGCCAGCAGCCCAUGACCUCACCUGGUACCAGUACCACUCUCUGGAUGUGAUUGGGUUUCUACUGGCCUGUGUGGCAACUACUAUAUUUAUCAUCACAAAGUGUUGUAUGCUUUGUUGUCGGAAGUUUGUUAAAAUAGGAAAGAAAGAAAAAAGGGAGUAG